Molecule: messenger RNA, 3011 nt
Organism: Meleagris gallopavo (turkey)
Lineage: Eukaryota; Metazoa; Chordata; Aves; Galliformes; Phasianidae
Source: RefSeq, a predicted model, not a curated record
AUGGGGCACAGUAAAGGGGAACUGAGGCAAGCAGCAGGUUCUCAAGGCCGCGGCGAGGGCUGGGAGCGGUCCCUCCUUCCCACAUCCUCCGUUCCCGUAGCCAACGUGUGCUCUGCUCUCUCCUCUCCAGGCUUCCACGUGAUGUCCUCGGUGUCCAAAGUGGUUCCCGAGAGCUGCCUGCUCAUCGUGGUGGGCCUUCUGGUCGGCGGGCUCAUUAAAGCGGUGGGCGAAAAGCCCCCCAUCCUUAAAUCAGACAUCUUCUUCCUCUUCCUUCUCCCUCCCAUCAUUUUGGACGCCGGCUAUUUCCUCCCCUUGCGACAGUUCACGGAGAACCUGGGCACCAUCCUCAUCUUCGCCGUGGUGGGGACGCUGUGGAAUGCCUUUUUCCUGGGGGGGCUGAUGUAUGCCGUGUGCCAGAUCGGCGGCAGCGGCCUCAACCACAUCGGCCUGCUGGCCAACCUGCUCUUCGGCAGCAUCAUCUCGGCCGUGGACCCGGUGGCCGUGCUGGCUGUCUUUGAGGAGAUCCACAUCAACGAGCUGCUGCACAUCCUGGUCUUUGGGGAGUCCCUGCUGAACGACGCCGUCACGGUGGUCCUCUACCACCUUUUUGAGGAGUUUGCCAACUUUGAGCAAGUGACCAUUAUCGAUAUCAUCCUUGGCUUCCUCAGCUUCUUCGUGGUGUCUCUGGGCGGCGUCUUCGUGGGCGUCAUUUAUGGGCUGAUUGCUGCCUUCACGUCCCGCUUCACCUCCAACAUCCGCGUCAUCGAGCCCCUCUUCGUCUUCCUCUACAGCUACAUGGCCUACCUCUCUGCGGAGCUCUUCCACCUCUCCGGCAUCAUGGCGCUCAUCGCCUCCGGCGUCGUCAUGCGGCCCUACGUGGAAGCCAACAUCUCCCACAAGUCCCACACCACCAUCAAGUAUUUCCUCAAGAUGUGGAGCAGCGUGAGCGAGACCCUCAUCUUCAUCUUCCUGGGUGUCUCCACCGUGGCUGGCCAGCACUACUGGAACUGGACCUUCGUCAUCAGCACGCUGCUCUUCUGCCUCAUCGCGAGGGUUUUGGGCGUCCUGGUCCUCACCUGGUUCAUCAACAAGUUCCGAAUCGUGAAGCUGACACCAAAGGAUCAGUUCAUCAUUGCCUACGGGGGCCUGCGGGGAGCCAUCGCCUUCUCCCUCUGUUACCUCCUCGACUACGAGCACUUUAACAUGAGGGACAUGUUCCUCACGGCCAUCAUCACCGUCAUCUUCUUCACUGUCUUCGUGCAGGGCAUGACCAUCCGGCCCCUGGUGGAUCUGCUGGCCGUGAAGAAGAAGCAGGAGACGAAGCGCUCCAUCAACGAGGAGAUCCACACGCAGUUCCUGGAUCACCUUCUGACGGGGAUCGAGGAUAUCUGCGGUCACUACGGGCAUCACCACUGGAAAGACAAGCUGAAUCGCUUCAACAAGAAGUACGUGAAGAAGUGCCUGAUAGCAGGAGAGCGCUCCAAGGAGCCGCAGCUCAUUGCUUUCUAUCACAAGAUGGAGAUGAAGCAGGCAAUCGAGCUGGUGGAGAGGGGCUUGGGCAAGAUCCCCUCCACCAUCUCCGCUGUCUCCAUCCAGAACAUCAGCCCCAAAACCCUCCCUGUGGAACGCGUCAUCCCGACCCUGUCCAAAGACAAGGAGGAGGAAAUCCGGAAGAUCCUCCGCAGCAACCUGCAGAAAACCAGGCAGAGGCUGCGAUCCUACAACCGGCACACGCUGGUGGCUGACCCCUACGAGGAAGCCUGGAACCAAAUGCUCCUGAGGAGGCAGAAAAUCCGGCAGGCUGAUCGCCAGAAUGCCUACCUGACAGUGCCAGCUAACAAGAUUGAUUCUCCCACCAUGUCCCGGGCUCGCAUCGGCUCAGACCCACUGGCCUACGAACCCAAGCCGGACUCGGAGAACCUCCCCAUCAUCACCAUCGACCCGGCCUCCCCGCAGUCCCCGGAGUCGGUGGACCUGCCCAACGAGGUGCCCAAGGGCUGCGGUGGCCUGCCUCCCUCCCCCGAGGAGGAUGAGGAGGGGUUGGUGAUGCGGCCCAAGGAGCCUUCCUCCCCUGGCACCGACGACGUCUUCACGCCGGGGACCAGCGACAGCCCCAGCAGCCAGAGGAUGCUGCGGUGUCUGAGCGACCCGGGGCCGCGGCAGGAGCCGGAGGAGGGGGAGCCCUUCAUCCCCAAGGGGCAGUAGUGCGGGGCUGCCCCUUCCUUCCUCUGGUUUCUCUCCCUCUUCGUUUUCUUUCUUUGCUCCCCCACACUUUCGGGUUCCUCUAUCACUACACGCCGGGUUUGGGAAGGGGGGACCGUCCUGGAUGGAUGGGAGCUGUGGGGACAGCUGUGCCCUGCGAGCCGUGGACCGGCUGAGGAGCAGGAUGGAGCCCUGGGUGGGGGACGCCCGGCCCUGGGGUGAGGACGCUCCCUGGGCUCCAGGACUGGCAGUGCUGCACGGGGCUGUGCUGGAGGCGACCCCAACCCACAGUGACCCCGUGGGACGGCGCUGGGCUGUGGCUGCAGAACUGGGGGCACCCGCGGGGCUGCACGGCUUCGCAUCUCCCUUUGCUUGCUGCAUCCGCACCCCCUGAGCCCAGGGGUGCAGCUCACGGAGGUGGGGGCCCAGAUCCGCAUCUCCCCCUCCACGGCUGCGUUCCCCGCGGGGCCACCCACCCCAGUGCUGCAUUCACACCGGGUCUUGCUCAAUAAAUACCCCGUAGCCAUGCGGGGGUCCCCGCUCCCCUCGCGCCCUGCAAAACCUGGGCCUCUCUGUCCCUCCUGGAUGCCUAGCACCCCCAGCCCCGUGCAUGUCCCCUCCUUAAACCCCACAUGGGGGUGGAAGCAGCGCUGCUCCUUAACCAAAGACAGCCCCGGGUUCGGCGCAGCACGCAGAUUGUAUUUCCCAUGCGCCGUCCCGCCGGCGUGCAUCGUGCCCUGCUUCCAGGGGGGAGAGAGAAGCAGUGACAAUUCUCUUGUAUAGAAAGGAAAAAAAAAAACAACAAAAAC